UAUAACUAGAGUAUAGAGAGAAAAAACUAUAUUGAUCCAUUAUUAUACAAAACCAUACACUAUUUUGCAGUCUCUCCACCUCUGCGAAUCGCAACCGCCAUGAGUUUAUUCUUCGAAGGACACGAGGAUCUCGUAUCAAUCAUUAAACAUCGUGAUGGUUUGGAAUGCGAUGCUUGCGAUCGAUCGUAUGGGGAUGUCUUCUCAUGUGGUGAAUGCAAGUUUAUUGUUCACAAGAAAUGUGUAUUUAUGUUCGACAUACAAGAGAUAUUCGACCAUCCUUCGCAUGAUGGACAUUGUCUUAAGCUUCUCACAACAGGAGCUCCUGAUCACACCGACCAAAAAUGCCAUCUCUGCGGUAAAAAGACCAAGCGCCUUCUUUAUCAUUGCUCUGAUUGUAAACUCAAUUUGGAUAUUGAUUGCAUAAUUGAUCACAUAUGACUAAUCAUGGUUGAACAACGCGGGAGUAAUAUGUUUUGUGACUUUUGUAAUGAAUCGGGCAUAGACUAUUGCUGUCCUCUUUGCCGGUUCAUGAUUCAUGAGAGAUGUGUCUCUGUAUUUGACUCACCAGAGAUUACUCACCCUUCUCAUUUCAGACACCCUCUUAAGCUUCUCAGCAAUGGAGCUCCAAGGUACACAAACUUAAAAUGUCAUAUAUGUGGACAUGCUACUGGGAACUUACUAUAUCAUUGUGAUAUUUGUAAGUUCAACUUGGAUAUGCGUUGUGCGGUUAGAGAACCCACACCAGUUGCUCUUCCAAAUGUGAAGGUCCAUGAGCAUACACUCAAACUCAUGCCAAGAUUGAUCUCCUUCGUUUGUGAUGCUUGUGGGAUGAAAGGCGAUCGUGCUCCUUAUGUAUGUGUUCAAUGUGAUUUCAUGGUCUUCCAUCAAGAGUGUGCUCAAUUACCUCGUGUCAUUAACGUCAACCACCAUGACCACCGCGUUUCGUAUAAGUAUUCUCUUGGUCCUGGAGAAUGGAGAUGUGGAGUUUGUUGGGAAGAAAUUGAUUGGUCAUAUGGGGCUUAUUCUUGUUCCAUUUGUCCACAUUAUGCUAUUCAUUCACUAUGUGCAACAAGAAGAGACGUAUGGGAUAUGAGAGAGCUUGAUGGAAAACCUGAAGAAAUUGAAGAUAUCACGCCAUUUAGGAAGAAUGAUGACAACACCAUCACUCAUUUCACUCAUGAACAUAACUUGAGCAAAGACGGUAUUGCUUUGAAGAAGAGCGUCUUGUGUGUAGCAUGUGUUUGUCCCAUCGGUUCUGAUACAUUCUACAACUGUUCAGAAUCAUCUUGCAGUUUCAUUCUCCACGAAACAUGUGCGAAUAUUUCUAAGAAGAAACGACAUUUUCUGAGCCCAGUACAUCUCGUUCUUUGCCUCCAAAACCAACGCAACACAGAAACUUGCAAUGCUUGUCGACAAGUUUUUUGCAAAGGAUUCAUCUACUCUACGACUACAUAUCGAGAAAAGUUCUUUGACUUAAUAUGCAGUUCGAUUACUGUUCCUUUUUUCCAUGGAAGUCAUGAUCAUCAUUUACUCUUCCUUAAACUUGGACGCGGUAAUGUGAAGACUUGCAAGGGCUGUGGUAUCGUUGAAAAAGAAUACGCUAUAGGUUGUAUCAAAUGCAAUUACUUUUUGGAUUUUCGUUGUGCCACUCUACCAUUGAGUGUAAGCCUUCCCAGGUAUGAUGAUCAUCCACUCACUCUUUGUUAUGGUGAUGAAAAAGCAAGCGGCAAAUGUUCGCCAAAACAGGAGAACAAAUCAAUGACGGUGUUGAACUGCUGCCAAACAAUACAUCUUCACGACCACUUUGCGUAAAUUGUCAAUGUCGUUGCCUAG
Arabidopsis lyrata subsp. lyrata is the source of this 1833-nucleotide messenger RNA. RefSeq lists its product as uncharacterized. The record is from RefSeq and is a predicted model, not a curated record. Lineage: Eukaryota; Viridiplantae; Streptophyta; Magnoliopsida; Brassicales; Brassicaceae.